UUUCACACAUCAAUUACUACAUGCCAUUUGCCAAUACAAGGGACAAUUCAGUAAUAUCACAUCAAAUAUAAAAGGAAACAUUUUCCAACCAUAUUUAUAGAUCAUAUCCAAAUAUCCAAUAAUAUAACCCAUGAUAUUUUCCCAAAAAAAAAUUACCACAUAUAUUCAAAAAAAUUACACCACUUUUUAUUACAAUUCUAAAACCCUCCCUCCAUCUAUAAAUACUCCCCUCAUUUUCUCAAAAUUCUUUCUCUCUCUUUCUUCUCUCUCUCCUCCAUAAUCAACGAUCGAGUUACAGACAACUUCCGGAAGCACCACAAGAAAUUUGUAGGGUUAUUUUACUCCUUGUGGUGGCAUAUGCUUGGCUAUCUUUCUUUGAAGAAGAAGAGCUUUGCACACGACCAAGUACUAUAUGAUAAUUUUUGCAACUCUGCUUAAAUAGUUGCAGGUGUACUGUGUAAUAUAGUAAAAAGUUCAGAAGUUGUACUUUUUAGUGUUAAUAACUCAACUAGGAUCUUCAAGUCAGAUAAGAUGAUGAAAAGCAGGCUGACCAAAGUGUACAAUGCACUCGGGAAUUUCAGAUAUUCAUCGAAUCCACAAUCUCUCGGCUUUACUUCAAAUGUAAGGAAUGAAAGGAGCAGUAUGGUGAGACCAGAACCAUGUGAUCAGAGCAUUAUAGCACCACCAAAUGCUGAAGAUGCAAAGUAUGAAGAGUGGUUGAUUGAUCAUCCCUCGGCAUUGAAGUCAUUCGAAGGGAUGAUGAGUAUCGCAAAGGGAAAGAAGAUCAUAGUAUUUUUGGAUUAUGAUGGGACACUCUCCCCUAUUGUAGAUGAUCCUGAUCUAGCCUUCAUGCCUGAUAUGAUGAGAUCAGCAGUACGCGAAGUUGCUAGGUAUUUUCCGACAGCUAUAGUUAGUGGAAGGAGCCGAGAUAAGGUUCAUGAAUUUGUAAAGUUAAAUGAUGUAUAUUAUGCAGGGAGCCAUGGUAUGGAUAUCAUGGCUCCACCGAGGAUGCAUAAGUCUGGUGACUGCAAGUACCAGACUCUAGCAGUUGACAAAAAGGGUAAUGAGGUCAGUCUCUUUCAACCUGCUCAAGAUUUCUUGCCUGAAAUCCUAGAGAUAUUUAAUGAGCUGGAAGAAGAAACAAAGGUUAUUGAAGGGGUGACAGUAGAAGACAAUAGAUUUUGCAUAUCAGUUCACUUUCGUAGAGCGAAAGAGGAGGAUUAUUCUCUGGUAGAACGGAAAGUGAUGUCAAUACUGGCAAAACAUAGUCGUUUUCGACUAACUAGAGGUAGAAAGGUUUUGGAGAUAAGGCCAUCUAUAAAAUGGAAUAAAGGGAAUGCUUUGGAAUAUUUGCUUGACACUCUAGGCUUUGCUGAAUCAAAUGAUGUCCUUCCCAUCUACAUUGGAGAUGAUACAACAGAUGAAGAUGCCUUCAAGGUUAUACAAAAAAGAGGGCAAGGAUUUGCAAUUCUAGUGUCUCUAAAGCCUAAGGAGACAAGGGCUUCGUACUCGCUGCGUGAUCCCUCUGAAGUACUAACGUUUCUGUUAAGAUUAGCAAGAUGGAGAAGAAAUUCUUCAUCAAGUAAGCCAGCUAACCACUUGAGCUAGUGUGUUUUUUGAUGACUGCCAAGUGAGCUUUUAGGUUGUACAUAUCUUUGAAAGGAAGAAUAGGUAAGUUUAUAAAAGGAAGUACUAGCUUCAAGCCUUAAGGUAGAGGGCUAGCUGCUACUUUUUGGUAUUUAAACUAUGUUUACUUAUCUUACAAUGACAUACAAAGUUUUCUUGUAACAUGAUCAUGUAUAUGAGCAAACUUUUGAUCAGUAAGAUUCUG
Messenger RNA from Beta vulgaris subsp. vulgaris (sugar beet), 1831 nucleotides. Its product is annotated as probable trehalose-phosphate phosphatase 2. The transcript has 12 exons. NCBI's taxonomy places the organism in Eukaryota, Viridiplantae, Streptophyta, Magnoliopsida, Caryophyllales, Amaranthaceae. Bases 532 to 1608 code for a protein of 358 amino acids. Gene Ontology annotation, molecular function: trehalose-phosphatase activity. Gene Ontology annotation, biological process: trehalose biosynthetic process. The record is from RefSeq and is a predicted model, not a curated record.